UCGGAGACGUACCCAAUAGAAAUGUGACUUAUGACAGCUUGGAAUGGUGUGUUCAGCGUAAACAGAGUAUUUACUAUUUUUGUCCAGAACACAUUGUUAAAAAUACAUUUUUUCCCAAUGGAAAAGUCAUAUUGACCUAGGCUUAAGUCAUCUCCCUCGUAAAGAGUGACGAGGAGGUCAAACGGAUCUUAAUAUGCGGGUGUCAUUGGACAUUUAAAGGAUGAUUUGGGGAAAGUAUUUUAUGGUACUGCGGUGCUGCACAUGGAGACCGAGCAGGUUGCCAAAGAGGAGAUACAGCUUUCUUCCUGGUGAUGAUGUGAAAUCACUGAGGUCUGUUGUCAGCCCGGAUGUAUCCAAGAUCCGCAACAUCGGCAUCAUGGCCCACAUCGACGCGGGAAAGACGACGACCACGGAGAGGAUGCUUUACUACUCGGGCUACACCAGAGCGCUGGGAGAUGUGGACGACGGCGACACUGUGACGGACUUCAUGGCUCAAGAACGGGAGCGCGGUAUCACCAUCCAGUCAGCGGCGGUGACCUUUGACUGGAAAGGUCACAGGAUCAACCUGAUCGACACGCCGGGUCACGUUGACUUCACUCUGGAGGUGGAGCGGGCUCUUCGAGUUCUGGACGGGGCCGUCGCCGUGUUCGAUGCGUCUGCGGGCGUCGAGGCUCAGACGCUGACUGUGUGGAGGCAGGCACAGAAGCAUCACAUCCCGUGUGUUUGUUUCCUGAACAAGAUGGACAAGCCUGCAGCCAAUCUCAGUUUCUGUCUGGAAAGCAUCAGGCAGAAGUUGAAAGCCAAUCCCAUCCUGCUCCAGCUUCCCGUCGGCAGUGGGAGGAACUUCUCCGGUGUGGUGGACUUGUUGACCAAUCAGAGGCUGACGUGGAAGCCGACGGACGACGGGCGUGUUUUUGACACCAGCCCCUUUAGUGCGUCCCAGGAAGAGGAGGCGGAGCUCCUGCUGGAAGUCCGCCGGGCCAGAGCUGCGUUGAUUGAGCAGGUUGCAGAUCUGGACGACGACUUUGCGGAACUGUUGCUGACCGACUUCGGGGACAAUUUUGACGCCGUUCCGUACGUAAAACUCCAAGAGGCAGUGCGUCGGGUCACUCUGACCCGUAAAGGCGUUCCGGUGCUGUGCGGAAGCUCUUUGCGCAACAAAGGCGUUCAACCGCUUCUGGACGCUAUCACAGCCUUCCUUCCGUCGCCCGACGAAAGACCUCGCGACCUGGUGCGCUGGUACAAAGACGACUUGUGCGCUUUGGCCUUCAAGGUUCUCCACGACAAGCAGCGCGGCCCUCUGGUCUUCCUUCGGAUCUACUCGGGAACGCUGCGAGCGCAGACGGCGGUGCACAACAUCAACAGGAACGGCACCGAGAGGAUGAGCAGACUACUGGUGCCUUUUGCCGACCAACACGUGGAAAUCUCCUCGAUGACGGCGGGAAACAUCGCCCUGACCGUCGGACUCAAACAGACAGUGACCGGCGACACCAUCGUCGCCUCCAAAGCGUCGGCGGUAGCCGCCGCCCGCCGAGCACAGACUGAAGGCCGGGCAGGCGUGGUUCUAUCCGGGGUGGAGGUCCCCGACCCAGUCUUCUUCUGCACCAUCGAGCCGCCCACCCUGGCCAAACAAGCUGAUCUUGAGAAUGCGCUGAACAACCUCCAGAGAGAAGAUCCCAGUCUCAAAGUUCGGAUGGACCCGGAUUCCGGACAGACGAUUUUGUGCGGGAUGGGGGAGCUGCACAUCGAGAUCAUCCACGAUCGGAUACGAAGGGAGUACGGCAUCGAGACCCAACUGGGCCCUUUGCAGGUGGCCUACCGGGAGACCAUCCUCCGUCCGGCUUCAGCCACAGACACUCUGGACCGCACGGUGGGCGAUAGGAGACACGUGGUGACGGUGGAGCUGGCCGUCCGACCCGGCGAGGACCUCGGUGCUGCCGGGUCGUGUCAAGUGGCGUUCCUGGAGGAAGCCGCUGGGACCUUGUCACAAGACAUGAGGGAGGCAGUGGAGAACGGAGUGCAAAGCUCGUACCUCCAAGGUCCACUGGUGGGCUCUCCUCUCCAACGCGUGUCUACACUGAUCCAACGCGUCAACGUGGAAGCUGGAACGUCUCCGGCCAUGGUUUCCGCCUGCGUGUCCCGUUGCAUGCUGAAGGCUCUGAGGCUGGCCGGGGGGCAGAUUCUAGAGCCCGUCAUGUCUAUGGAGGUGACGGUGGAGGAGGAGCACUUGGGGACCGUGUUGGGCGACCUGGCUCAGAGGAGAGGCACGAUCCGGGACAUCCGGAGUCGCCACGAGGACAAGGUGCUGCUGGCCAGCGUCCCCCUGGCGGAAACCAGGGGCUAUUCCACCGCCCUGCGAACAUUGACCUCGGGGAAGGCCACCUUCUCCUUGGAGUUGGACACCUACGAGGCCAUGAGCGCGCAGGAGCAGAACGCGCUGCUGAAGCGAAUGGCCGGCUUGGCGUGACUGGAUGUUGAUUUGGACCAAAGACGCGGCAGCUGAAAGAACUCUGUACCACUCGGCUGACUUUGGCGGGAUUCAAGCCUCCGAGCUAAGAGGCUGCCUGAACAAUGAUAAUAAUAAAAAAGUGUACGCCAGCUCAA
Syngnathus acus (greater pipefish) is the source of this 2604-nucleotide messenger RNA. RefSeq names its product GTP dependent ribosome recycling factor mitochondrial 2 (gene gfm2). NCBI's taxonomy places the organism in Eukaryota, Metazoa, Chordata, Actinopteri, Syngnathiformes, Syngnathidae. The transcript is spliced from 20 exons. Gene Ontology annotation, molecular function: GTPase activity; translation elongation factor activity; GTP binding. The record is from RefSeq and is a predicted model, not a curated record. The coding region runs from base 221 to 2467 and encodes 748 amino acids. Gene Ontology annotation, biological process: ribosome disassembly; mitochondrial translation. Gene Ontology annotation, cellular component: mitochondrion.